CAAAACCAAAAUGGCGCUAAUCUUCUUGAUUUUUGCCUUUUUUCCUUCAAUUUUUGGGCAAUCAAUUCGGUCUCCGUGCCCCGAAAUUUUCCAAUAUGGCAAAGAAUUCUCCAAAGAUGUUGGAUUAUUGGAUAUUGCCGUGCCAAAAAUACAAAUUUACGAGUUCAAUGUCACUUUGGUGUUUUUUGUGCCGGAAAAUGUGAGUCUUAAGGAGGAUUCUGUCAAUAUUACGUUGAAGGGAAAUGCGAGUGAAAUUGUGAGAAAAGUACUUAAUGGAAGACGAGUUUCGUAUGUCGUUUAUUUCGAGGAUGAAGCGUUGCAGUUGAGCGAAAUUUAUUUUAGUCGUAAAAAAAUCUGUGAGCUUGAUGAGGAUGAACAACCUUCAGGACAAUACAAAAUCGUAACAGCAUUCAAAACUUUCAAAGCAGAAAUCGAUGUCGUCGCCGAAUACAACAGAAUUUUCAAUAUCGGCAUCAGCGAAGGAAAAUGCGGGCAUUUCGAGCAAAAUAUCGUCGAGUUCAGCAUCGGAGGCGAACGUGCAAUCAAACUAAAUUGGCCAUGGGUAGCUUCAAUGUACGUCAAAGGAGAUCAUGUUUGCAGCGCAACCUUAAUUGAUAAGUCGGUAGCUAUCACAGCAUCUCAUUGUUUAGAACCGAAUGGAUUUCCUGCUGCAAUUAAGGACAUCGAGUUAGUAAUUUUUAGCAAUGAAACUGUUAAAAUUUGGCUUUUCGUGAAACAUCCGUAUCAUCAAGGUCCCGGAAAGAACGACAUUGCGUUACUUUUUCUCGAACAUCCGAUCUCAAACGCACUUUUUGUGCCGGUUUGCCUUUGGGAGUUUUACGAAGACAUCGAAAAUCGCCCGGGAACGAUAGUUGGAUUUGGCGAAACGGAAUUCACCGACUCGGGAGACAUCAAUAGUCUCAAAUUAAUGGCUGUCUCAUCAGAAACUUGCGCCAAAAGUCACGAAAAACUCGCUUCGUUGGUAAAUUCUCAGACAUUUUGUGCCGGCGGGCAAGAUGGAACAGGACCAUAUAAUUAG
This is a messenger RNA of Culicoides brevitarsis, 1039 nucleotides long. RefSeq names its product testisin-like. Gene Ontology annotation, biological process: proteolysis. Gene Ontology annotation, molecular function: serine-type endopeptidase activity. The record is from RefSeq and is a predicted model, not a curated record. The transcript is spliced from 4 exons. Lineage: Eukaryota; Metazoa; Arthropoda; Insecta; Diptera; Ceratopogonidae. Bases 11 to 1039 code for a protein of 342 amino acids.